AAUUGGAAAUUAGUUGCGCGUUCGUAGUCAACUGCUGCUGUUGUGCCUGUUGCUGUUUGUGGGCAGAGUUCUAAAUUACUGUUCAGUCCUAGUCUCAUUGAUUGAUUCUUUGCAUUACAUACAUAUUAUCUCUACACACAAUGAUGAACAACCUGAAGAAGCUGCCCAUGCGUAUGCUGGCCAAUGCAGCACGUCAGCAAAGUGCUGCCAUGUCCUCCUCUGCCACCGGCUUGCCUCCUCCAUUGACUUACCUCACCGACGAUGAGAAAAUGAUGAAGGAGACGGUGGCCAAAUUGGCCCAGGAACAGAUUCAGCCUUUGGUCAAGAAAAUGGACUUUGAACACAAGUUCGACCCCUCUGUGGUGAAGGCUGUGUUCGAGAAUGGUCUGAUGGGCAUUGAGAUCGACACUGAGCUGGGCGGCAGUGGCUGCAACUUCAUGACCAACAUCAUUGUGGUUGAGGAGCUUUCCAAGAUCGAUCCAGCUGUUGCUGCCUUUGUGGAUAUUCACAACACGCUGGUCAACUCGCUGAUGAUCAAGUUUGGCACCAAGGAACAGAAGGAAAAAUAUCUGCCCAAAUUGGCUCAGGAAUAUGCUGGCAGCUUUGCAUUGACGGAACCUGGCGCAGGUUCUGACGCCUUCUCCCUGAAGACUGUGGCCAAGAAGGAUGGCAACCACUAUGUCAUCAAUGGCACCAAGAUGUGGAUCUCCAACUCAGAUGUCGCUGGUGUUUUCUUGGUCUUUGCCAAUGCUAAGCCAGAAGAUGGCUAUCGUGGCAUCACCACCUUCAUUGUGGAUCGCGAGACUCCCGGUCUGAUUGUGAACAAGCCCGAGGACAAGCUGGGUAUCCGUGCCUCUGGUACCUGCAUGCUCACCUUCGACAAUGUCCGCGUCCCUGAGGAGAAUAUCCUGGGCACCUUUGGACAUGGUUACAAGUAUGCCGCCGGCUUCCUGAACGAAGGCCGCAUUGGCAUCGGCGCCCAGAUGGUGGGUCUGGCCCAAGGUACCUUUGAUGCCACCAUUCCCUAUCUGCUGGAACGUAAGCAGUUCGGCGAUGCCAUCUACAACUUCCAGUCUAUGCAGCACCAGAUCGCCACGAUCGCCACCGAGAUUGAGGCGGCUCGUCUGCUCACCUACAACGCUGCUCGCCUGCAGGAGGCUGGUGUGCCCUUCCUCAAGGAGGCGGCCAUGGCCAAGUUCUAUGCCUCCGAGGUGGCUCAGCGUGCCGCCACCAAGUGCAUUGACUGGAUGGGCGGUGUCGGCUUCACCCGCGACUUCCCCCAGGAGAAAUACUAUCGUGAUGCCAAGAUCGGCGCCAUCUAUGAGGGCACCACCAACAUGCAGUUGAGCACCAUUGCCAAGUGCAUCAAGAAGGAGUUCUCUGGUUAAGCUAAUACCUUAUCCUUAAGUCUAUAUUACAAAGCUGAGAUAUCGUACGUCAGAUACGUCAAGUGCAUUUACCAGGCCUGGCCAACGAUUAAUCUGUGAUCGUGAAUUGUUCAUCAAUAUGCGUCCGUUGAUCGUUGCCAACGCAUUUUCAUCGAUUUUUUCUGUUAUAUAUUGUAUUAAAUACAAUUAAAUUUUUAAUAAUAUAAAA
Messenger RNA from Drosophila sulfurigaster albostrigata, 1596 nucleotides. RefSeq names its product short/branched chain specific acyl-CoA dehydrogenase, mitochondrial. The transcript has 4 exons. The coding region runs from base 141 to 1388 and encodes 415 amino acids. Gene Ontology annotation, cellular component: mitochondrion. The record is from RefSeq and is a predicted model, not a curated record. Gene Ontology annotation, molecular function: flavin adenine dinucleotide binding; acyl-CoA dehydrogenase activity. Lineage: Eukaryota; Metazoa; Arthropoda; Insecta; Diptera; Drosophilidae.